Messenger RNA from Fusarium poae, 654 nucleotides. RefSeq lists its product as uncharacterized. The record is from RefSeq and is a predicted model, not a curated record. The transcript has a single exon. Gene Ontology annotation, molecular function: protein binding. NCBI's taxonomy places the organism in Eukaryota, Fungi, Ascomycota, Sordariomycetes, Hypocreales, Nectriaceae. The coding region runs from base 1 to 654 and encodes 217 amino acids.
AUGUCUAAACCUAAAAACUGGCCAGAUGGCUUCCCUUAUCUCAGGGCUCCUCUUCACGAUAAGAGUUUGACCCAAACACAGAUUCAGACUCUCAAAAGCAAACCCUCUCUGUCAAGCGACAUCCCCAUUAUCCCAUCAGCCUCAACAACAACGCCAUGUAACCUUGUCAAGAUUCAACCCAUCUCCGAACCUUCACAUCCAGCCAAUGGCCAAUGCGGUCUCUUUGCAGCGCAACAUCUAGCGCCUGGUAGUUUCAUCCUCGCGUACCUGGGCCGUGUACAUUCAGGCACCGCAUCGUCAACUGAGAGCGACUACGAUUUGUGGCUGGACCGCGAGAUGGACGCUGCGGUUGAUGCGGCGAAUGAAGGGAAUGAAGGACGCUACGUGAAUGAUUUUAGAGGCGUGGGAGAUAGGGCAAACGCAGAGUUUCGCACAGUUUGGUGUGAGAGAUGGGGAGAGUUUUGUGUGGGAGUUUGGGUUUUGGGAGGUGGAAAGAAGAAGAAGGGAGUUGGAAUCAAGAAGGGAGAAGAGAUUCUUGUCAGUUAUGGAAAAGGAUUCUGGGGUCAGAGACAGGUGCAGGAAUACGAACAUGACUACGAGCACGAGUAUCGAGGGGGCCAAGAAGAGGAGGGAGACGCUAAAGAGAGCAAGUAA